AUGCGGCGUGCCUGGGCAGCUUUGGUGAGCGCGUGGCUUCUCCUGCUGCCAGCUCUGCAUGUCGGCUUUGCUGUGGUCGAGCUGCCACGGCGGCUUCUGAUCUCUGCCGCUGUAGCUGCUGCUCCGCGCCCUGCCACCAAGGACGAGCUGUUCGAAAUCGCUGGUGCUUUUGCUAAGCUGGCAAGUGAUCCAAGAAUACCGAAUGCAGCUUCAGUUUAUGAGGAGGCAGAGGCGACUCUGGGGAAUGCAAUUCAGAAAUGGGAAAGUGGAGCCAUCACAGCUCCUGCCAUAGUGGAGGAAAAGGCGAGGCUGCGACUUGGUCGUGCCCGUGCCCGCAUCGCUUUGAAUGAUAUGGUGGGUGGCACGCUUCCAGAAAAGGCAGCCGGCGCGGUGGAGGAUUUUGAUGUGGCCAUCAGCAUUAUGGAAGAAGACCUGCGGCAGAACCCAGACAAGCUCAUGUACAGUGAAUAUCCGGAUGCUCUGGUCAAGAGAGGGCUGGCCAAGGAGGAGCUCAAAAACUGGGAGGGGGCAGCCAAAGACUACACCAAGGCCAUUGAUGCCUUGCGACCCAAAGAUGGUCGGGCCGAUAAGGCGCUGAGAGGCGACGCGACCAUUCAGGAGGGCGAUGGCCUCGGCAUGAAUCCCUUGAUUCUGAAUUUUCGUGGGAAUGCCCUGAGUCAGCUGGGCAGAUACGAUGAGGCAGUGGAGGAUUAUCGCGAGGCCACUCAAAUCUUUGACAACGAUGGGGAAGUGCGGCAGGCCUCCUUCUCCCGUGCCAAUGAGGCCUUGGCCUUGUUCGGUGCCGGUCGAGAUCGGGAGGGCGAGAAGAUGAUGCAGGUAGUUGUGAGGAACGACCCUGGGGUUACGGAUGCGCAUGUCGCACUGGCAGCUACCUAUUGGUCGCAAAAGAAGAUUGCGGAAGCUGAAUCCCAGUGGAAAUUUGCUUGUGAGAACAUUGACACCGGGUGCCAAUCCUACAAGGAUUUGAAGUGGGUUGCGGAGAUCCGUCGCUGGCCCCCUUCCCUUGUGGCCUCUCUGAGAAGCUUCCUCCAGGCCAAGCCCAGCUAG
This is a messenger RNA of Symbiodinium pilosum, 1068 nucleotides long. NCBI's taxonomy places the organism in Eukaryota, Dinophyceae, Suessiales, Symbiodiniaceae. The record is from the annotation of a GenBank genome assembly.